CCCCCACCUCUUCUUUGUGAGGUUAAUCGAAUCCUCAAAAAACACCCUCUUCCUCUUCUCUCUCCCUUGUUCUCUUUUUUCUCGAACCCUAAAUUUUCUCCUCCAUUUUUAUUUCUUUGUUUUGGUUUUAAACCCUAAAUGGCCUCAGACAUCCCACUUCAUACCCAACAAAAGCUUAAUCUUUCCACCACCACUACCACCAACGCUACCACCACCACUUCUGUUGCGAACCAUUCGCCACCCAAGAACCAACUGGCCCAUCCACGGAAACGCGCCCUUUCCACCACUGCCUCAAGGGACCGCCAUACCAAGGUCAACGGCCGGGGCCGCCGUGUACGGAUGCCGGCCCUCUGUGCGGCUAGGAUCUUCCAGCUGACCCGAGAACUCGGCCACCGUUCCGACGGGGAGACUAUUGAGUGGCUCCUACGCCAGGCGGAGCCCUCCAUUAUCGCCGCGACGGGAACCGGAACAGUUCCUGCUAUCGCCGUAUCGGCUUCCACGGCGGGGCCGGCACCUAUUUCAUCGUCGCCGCCGUCGGUGCCGUGUCGGGUUCAACCCGUCAGCUCUGCGGCCCCGGGGAUGUUCGUUGCGGCCCCACCCCCGAGCUGUCGGCUGGACUUGUGCCAGCCCUUGGGAUUACAGUAUGCUGGAAAUGGGUAUCGGCACAUGCCGUUCACGGCUCUUCUGUUGCAGCCUGCCGUGGCGGAGGAAGCGGAGGAGAGGAGACGGCAAGAGGAGAUGAUCGGAGAACGUCAAUAAAUAGAUAUUAGAGAAAAGUAGAUGUAGUUUACAGAUAAACAGUAACAUGGGUUUUAUUGCUUUUGGGCUUAGUGCAGUUGUACUGUUCAGUCUCUCUCUGUCUUUCUCCUCUUAUGGGGUUUCUCGUUUAUUAUGUUUUGUAGGUAAAGGUUUUAGUAAGAAGAAAGAUGUAAAAAUUUAAAAUUUUAGUAGCAAUGGAGAUGGGUUCCUUU
Messenger RNA from Pistacia vera, 971 nucleotides. Its product is annotated as transcription factor TCP11-like. Gene Ontology annotation, cellular component: nucleus. Gene Ontology annotation, molecular function: DNA-binding transcription factor activity; sequence-specific DNA binding. NCBI's taxonomy places the organism in Eukaryota, Viridiplantae, Streptophyta, Magnoliopsida, Sapindales, Anacardiaceae. The coding region runs from base 139 to 759 and encodes 206 amino acids. The record is from RefSeq and is a predicted model, not a curated record. The transcript has a single exon.